Messenger RNA from Hyalella azteca, 2427 nucleotides. RefSeq names its product glucose-fructose oxidoreductase domain-containing protein 2. Gene Ontology annotation, molecular function: nucleotide binding. Lineage: Eukaryota; Metazoa; Arthropoda; Malacostraca; Amphipoda; Hyalellidae. The coding region runs from base 128 to 1282 and encodes 384 amino acids. The transcript has 6 exons. The record is from RefSeq and is a predicted model, not a curated record.
UUUUCAGAUAUUUUUGUGUGUGUAAUACCUACUAGUGUCAGCUCUUCUGUACUAAUAGAAAGGUGCACUAUCAAAUUAUUUAUCCUGUUACUCCGGCAGCAGAUAGACCAUUAUCCAACCAUCAGCUAUGAGCCAUGAGCUUCCUGGUGUAGGGGUGUUUGGUACUGGAGGGAAUGUUGGUCUUCUAGUACAGAGCCUGCGAAGUCAUGGCUUCACUGUUGCUGCAAUCUGGAGCCCAACGCUUGAUGCCGCUCUGGAGACUGAAGCAGCUCUUGAUGUGCCUUUUGCCACAAAUAAGGUUGAUGAGGUUCUACUGCACCGUAAUGUAGGUCUGGUGGCAGUGCUGUGCCAGCCUGAUCUGCACUCGCAGAUUGCAGUCAAGGCGCUGGGUAUUGGCAAGCAUGUGCUCUGCGAUGUUCCUGUUGCUCUCAACCAGGGACAAGUAAUGAAGAUGGUACACGCAGCACUCUACUACCCAUCUCUCAUAUCUGUGCUUGGCCAUGGCUUGCGUUAUGUUCCGGCAUUCCAAGAGCUUAAAAGACAAAUAAAGGCGGGCUAUGUCGGUGAACUGGCUGUCUGUGACGUCAAUAUUCACUAUAGCAUCGCACACUCCAACAUAUCUAGCAGUUCCAACUACACUUCAACUAACGACAAUUCCAACUAUACCUCCAACUCAGAACAAGGAUAUGAUUGGUGGUGCAGUAAGCUGAUGGGUGGGGGUGUUUUGAGUUGUAUUGGAAGCCACGUAGUGGAUAUUCUUGCUUUUAUUACCGGGGAAACCGCCACACGUGCGCACGGUGUUACCCGCACGUGCACACGCACCACUCGCCACGUGCGCGGCAUCCGAAGAAUUGACAGCGAUCAUUUCUGUUGCUUCCAGCUCCAGCUCACAGGUGGUGCUGUGGUUAACGUCAGCCUCAACAGUCAUGUCCCUGGACCGUAUAACCAGCAGUUAGUGGUGUGCGGCAGUAAGGGGCGGCUGACGGUGCGGGGGGCGGCGCUGUACGGGCAGCUGCAGGAAGACACGCACGAGAAGCUGCUUGUUGAGGCUCAGGGGGACGGCGCUCAGCAGGCUGGACUGCCUGGCUUAGUGCAGGCGCUGAAGGAGGCGUUCAGUAGCGGGAGGGAUGGCAGUGAACGCCCCGUGGUGGGCGCGGCGACAUUCCUAGACGGGCAAUACGUGCAGGCUGUGCUUGAUGCCGUCCGACUCAGCACUGCCACGCGACAGUGGGAACAGGUUACGGUGAUGCAAGAAGAUUCAGAUAGCGGCAUGCGCCGCUGAGUUCAACUACAGCUGGCGAUACUGACGAUGCACGCCUCACUGAGCUGAAGCCCUGUCAUGAAAUAUUCUGUGGACAGAAAAGUACAAUUGGUUACAGGACCGGGCGUCGAACCUUUUUAGUUCGUCAUGGUCACUUUAGUGACUUUACCCAGUGAAUGAAUCGCAAAUCGUUUAGAAAUAUUCAAAUUUGAUCAAAUAUUCUAUGAAUAGCCGUCUUCUGAAUUUUCCUGAAUUUCUCGGCUUCUUUGUUCUUUGAUCUAAAUAUUUCUUCGCGUUCUAAUUUGGUUUGUAUAUAUAUAUACUAUGUUUACAAUUAUUUCCAUCAUUCCAUUGCUUGAAUGGCAUAUUGACGAAGUAUUUAAUUGGGUGCUAUGAUAUUGAUCAGGAUCAUUCUGUUGUUAUUUAUUUUUGAAAAAUUCGGUGAAUUUACUUCAAGAAGAAUGCGACGCUGAUUUGAAUGUGCAAUGCGCUUCGUUUUGAGGACAAAUUUCCGAUUUUUGUUGCUUUUGAGUCUGGUUUGAAAUUACAAGGGCAAUUCCUUGUCGUUUCCCGAUUAAUUUCCUUAGUUAUUAGUUUCUUAUUUCGGCGACAUAUUUUGUAAAUACUGUACAGUAUUAGCUUAUUUAUAAUAAUUGUAUAAGAGUAAUAUAAUGUGAUAGUAAUAUUGAAAGUUUCUAUCAUACUGUUAAUUUGUGUUGUGCUUUCGUUAUUUUCUGUUUUCUUACUGUUCGAAAUGUUAUAUAAUUACGUACUGUUAUUAGAAUAUUUUAUGCGGAGCCUAUAACUUGAUACUUAACAAUAAAAAAUAAUAGUUCAUUAGUUUUUAAUUUGCUUUAUGCUAGCUAUUUUCUUUGUUUGUAUCUUAUUGUGUUUGCAAUCUCUGAACUCGUGUACCGAAAUUCCGCAUUCAUAACCCUUCACGUUUGUAAUUCCAUGUUAGAAACAUACCAUGCAGCAAAUCUUAACUCUUCACUUCUGCAAUACAAAACUUUGUAUAACUGAGCUCUUCAUGGGCAUUCUGGCUUUACUGAAGCGAUUACAAGACAAUUGUAAGUUUUCUCAUUGUAUAAACGGUUUCGAUUUAAUUUUUUAUUGUUCUUGGAAGUAUGCAAGUGUCCCAAAUAUACUUGAUCUCAUUCAGCUUU